Molecule: messenger RNA, 1416 nt
Organism: Aethina tumida (small hive beetle)
Lineage: Eukaryota; Metazoa; Arthropoda; Insecta; Coleoptera; Nitidulidae
Product: cytochrome P450 4C1-like
Exons: 10
Coding region: 162-1409 (415 amino acids)
Molecular function (GO): oxidoreductase activity, acting on paired donors, with incorporation or reduction of molecular oxygen; heme binding; iron ion binding
Source: RefSeq, a predicted model, not a curated record
UUACACUUCUCUUGAGUUUAAUUAUCCUUAAACUGCAAGAAAAUAAUCACAGAAAAAAGUACAGAGCCUUUUACAGUGUUCCAUCUCCUCCAACACUUCCAUUCAUUGGAAACGUGCACCAGAUUUUAGGAAAAAAUUUUCUGUCUGGCAUUAAUUAUGUUAUGAACAAUUGUGAAUCGACAUUGGUGUACGUUCCAAAAAGGCUUUACAUAACGUCAAUAGCGGAGGAAAUUAAAAUUAUAUUAAACCAUCGGAAUUCGUUCAAUAAAAGUGAAGAUUAUAAUUUACUAAAAUUUGUUUAUUCAAAAAGCUUAUUUACGGCAGAAGCUGCUGAAUGGAAGAGAAGUAGAAAAAUUAUUUCAUUUCCAUUAAAUCAAAACGCCUUAGUAUCGUUUGUUGACAUAUUUUAUGAAAAGAGUUGUAGUUUAGUUGAGACUCUUAAGAAUAAAGAUUUUGAUUGUCACGACAUAUAUCACACCUUUGGAUUUUUUAUAGCAGACGUAUUUAUUGUGGCUAAUUUUGGAAUUGAAGAAGACUUAAAUAUGGAUUUCGUUAAACUUAUUUCUGAAGGACAAAGGAUUAUAACUAACAGAGUGGCAAACAUAUUCAAAUGGAAUGACUAUUUAUUUUCCUUAACGUCGGAGGGAAAACGAACAACCGAUAACAAAAUGGUAGCGAUGAAAUUAAUAGACAAAUGCAUCAAACAAAGGAGGAACGAGAAAAAAUAUUUGAAUGGUGAAAAGUUAUGCCUGUUAGAUCACCUCAUAAACGAGGUGGAAAAGAAUAAUCUGGACGAAGAAUAUAUUAAAGAGGAAAUCCUUUUCGUUGCCUCAGCUGCAAUGGACGCCACCGCUUAUUCACUCGCUUAUACUUUAUGUUUGUUGGGAAUUUAUCCAGAGAUUCAAAAUAAAGUACACGAUGAAGUUACGAAAAUCGUGGGUGACAAUAAAAUAACAUACAAAACAGCAACCCAACUAAAAUACACUGAAAUGGUUAUAAACGAGUCUCUGCGAUUAAUGCCCACAGUACCGUUUAUCGGUAGGAAAACUUCUGACGACUUAAAUUUAGGGAACGUUGUUGUACCUCCAAACACAAACAUGUUGGUCAACUUUUUCGCAUUGCACAGAAAUCCUAAAUAUUAUCCGGAUCCGACCCGUUUUGAUCCGGAACGGUUUUCACCCGAGGAAAUAGCUAAACGGCCACAGUAUACUUUUCUCCCAUUUUCCGGAGGGCCCAGAAAUUGUCUCGGUUCCAAAUACAGUUCGUUAUUAACAAUUACAGCCAUCGCUAACGUAAUCAGACAUUUUCAAGUGACGACCAAAUACAAAUCGUUCGACGAAUUGGAAUUCGACUACAACAUCGUUUUGGUAACUCCGGAACCUCUGGAUUUGCAUUUUAAUUUGCGCUGAACUAUGA